UCUGAGUAAAUCUGUGAAAAUCCAACUUGAAAGAAAACGAGUUUGCCUUCGUGUUUGACUUCCCAACGGCUCCGGUGAAUAAAAUAAAGCGAAACGUCAUACUGUAAAUGGAGAGGAGAUACAAUGCAUUCAGGCUGAAAGUGGUUCGGCGACCUUGUAUCUUUGCAACAAAUGGGACUUUGAUUUGUGAUGCAUUGUCACACCCGGUGCUUCUGUUUACAUUUUACUGAAUUCGAGUCUCCUUGAAGCCUGUGCCGUGCCCGCGCGUUGAGUGCCGCAGAUGCUUAUUGGAAGCGCUGAAGUAGGAUGCAAAUUCCAUUUCGUGCGACAGAGGCUUCACAGUUUCGGUAUGAGGAGAGCUGACCUUAUCUUCAAGUAAAGAAAUCGACCCACGCCGUUAAUAAAGAGACUCCUACGCGCCGCCACUUCGAAUUGCGUCGUCGGACACAAAACACUACGAUGAGAACGAAACUAGACGAAAUCCUAACACUUCCGACUUGUUAUUCAAUGCUGUGCAUGUCUGUUCACAAGUAAAAGUUACUUUUUAUUAAAACUGUGUAGUUUUAUCAAACUUAGUGGGUGCUGCGAAGUGUUACCGUGUAAUUUGCUAUUAAAUUGGUUGUUUGCACUAAGAGUCAAGGUUACUGUAUUUCAAUCAACAUUUGGAGUUCUUCAUUCUUUCUGUCUUUCUGGUACUUAACUCAAGCCCUCAGAAGUUAUCCAAAAUUAAUCAACAUGGUUGCAGUAAUAAGAACGAUUUCAAAAUCAAAUUAAAGUGAGCAUCGAAACCAAAGUUCGAGACACUUUUUAAAAACGGUCAAAAUAAAGAAAUCAUCGGCAUUCCUGUGCUACAAAGCGAGAAUGGAUGACAACGAUGUUAUAAUAUCAUCAACUGAGAUAAUUAAAGACAGACUUUACUUCGCGACCCUCAAGACCGGGUACAAACCGAAGCCUACGCGGAACAGCAAGUAUUUCCACAUCGAGGAUGACAUCGUCUACGAGAACUUCUACUUCGACUUUGGACCUUAUCACCUGUGCCAUUUGUACCAAUUCUGCAAGAAGCUCAACGAGGAGUUGGAGAAAAACCCGAAGAAGAAAAUCGUUUACUACACGAGCAACAAUGAAACCCUCAGGCUCAAUGCGGCGUAUCUUAUCGGCUGCUAUCAGAUAAUCUACCUGGACGGCAGUCCGGCAGCGGUGUACAAGAACCUGACCGAUGGCUCGGACUGGUCCCUUCUAAGUUUCCGUGACGCGUCGGGCGGGCCGCCGCUGUUUGACAUAUCUUUACUAGACGUCCUGCAUGGCAUGAAGGUAGCCCACGACGCGCGCUUCUUCGACUUCGAGCACUUCGACGCUGAUCAGUACCUGUUCUAUGAGAAAGUGGAAAACGGCGACCUCAACUGGAUAGUCCCCGGCAAGAUGCUGGCUUUCUCCGGGCCGCACCACCGGUCCCGGGUCGACCGGGGCUACCACCUGCACAGCCCGGAACACUACCAUGAAUACUUCAGGACGCACCACGUCACCACCAUAGUGCGGCUCAAUAAGAAGUCAUAUGACGCGCGUCAGUUCACCGCGCAUGGUUUCGAGCAUCGGGAGUUGUUCUUCGUGGAUGGAUCUGUGCCGUCGGAUCUGAUUGUGAAUCGGUUUAUACGGAUCUCUGAGGCUGCUAAGGGCGCAGUGGCGGUUCAUUGUAAAGCGGGUCUCGGCAGAACAGGCACCCUGAUCGCGUGCUACAUGAUGAAGCACCACGGCUUCACGGCGCGCGAGGCCAUCGCCUGGCUGCGCGUCUGCCGCCCCGGCUCCGUCAUCGGCCACCAGCAGUGGUUCCUGGAGAACAUCCAGCCGCGAAUGCUUGCCGAGGGUGAGGCGUACCGACGGCGGCACAACAUCACCUCGCUGCCGGUAUUCACCAGAGGCAUCUACUGCGACUUACCACCUGUUCGACCGCCGCCCGACCGGCCUGUGACUCUCCAGGCUAUUCUCAACAAGCCCGUCACCUUGCAAGCCGUCCUCAAUGAGACUGACAAGGUGAGCGUGUGACGUCACUUGGACAACGCCAAUGUCUUAAACGCCAACGAGACGGACUACGAAAACAACGUCACAUCAGUCAUCGGCAAGUACAAGACCACGCCCACUCCAAUGCUGCCAACCAAGACCGUGUUCGCGCCCAAGCCUGGCUACAUGACGCCAACUAAUAACGUCCGCAACGCGCAUUCUACCAACCUCAAGCCCCAGCCGCGGAUCAACUCCACGCUGAAAGCCUAUGCUGCCAAGACUUCCACCUUCCCCCCCACAAGAAGUGCCAACUCGCAAGCCAACAAACUCUCCGCGGUCAAACCCUUCACAGGUAAGAGCAGUUUCCACGGGCAACGCGCGAACCUCGCCCGUCCCACUUUAGGCUACACCCACGGCGCAAGCCCCCUCAAAACCCUCACAAGAAAAACAGUCACCAAAAUCACAGCCAGCGACACCUCCGUCGUUAACUCACUCAGCAACGUCACUUCGACGCUCUCCGCUUUAACCGAAAACUGCCACCUCAACGGCAAAAACAGACUACCCUCUGAACCGAACUUAAAAGCGGUCACCCAAAACAAAACAGCCCCCAACGCGACCGCCCGCAAAAAACUCAUCGUCCGAUCCAAUUCCAACUCGCGCAAGAAGCUGCCAAAGAGUAAUCUUCCGAAAAGCAACCUCGAGGCCACUCAGGAUCUGUCUUCCAGCGACACUAACGUUACGAAUAUAUCCGCGGACUCGCUCGAAACCCCGUUCAGGUUUAGGCGGAAACGGGACAAGUCCAGUAGUCCGGAGCCGAUGGAUUGCUUGUCAAACUCGGUCAUAACCGCCGACGUGACGCCUGAUAACUUCGAGGAGACGAAUAACUCCCAGGGGAACAAACUCUACAAAAUUAAGGCUCUAAGGAAAAAGUGCCCCGCUUUUGGAGUCAGUUUACUGAAGAAAGACGGUGUGCAGACUCGCUCGAGUAGUUGUACUAGUAACUCGACCGUGAAGAAGAAAUGAUCUCUGUGAAUCGCUUCGCACGUGGUGCGGUCGAGCGAGCGGGCGCGGGUACGGGCAAUUUUGAGAAAAAGAUUUUAAGAAACGAUGCGGGUUUUCAUCGUGUUUUACAAGCAUCAGGACAAAAUGUAAUAAGGAAUUUAGUUGAUAUUCGUUUGGAUACGUUCAAAGCAGCUAACAGUUACAAAGUGUCUUAAUUAACACGAACAAUGACAACGUUAUACCAAAAUUAAAAUAAGCUGUUAACUAAAUAGUCGUGUAAUAAGUUGAUGUGCAUUUUUUUUCUUCAAUCUAUUGUCCUAUUAUUUCUGGGAAAAGGUCUGAGACCUUUAAAUCCUCUAGGUAUCAGGAUCUAUAAGCUAUUGAUCCCGCUCCUUAUUAAGUUUUGUCAUGAAUGCUGACGUAACGGAGGAUAUGCUAUAAUCCUGGCCUUAAAAGAAGUGUCAAAGCCCAUCGCCAAGCCCGCUCCGGCAUAUUUUGUGUGUAGUGUAUGUACAUAGAGAUACCGUAGUCGUAAACAUGUGCGUAGCACUACUGUCCUAUCUCCGUCGGUGGGUUCGUCCGGAAGCUUCCUAACAAAUUUUUUAACUCGAUCGACUGAAUUUUCUAUUGAACUCAUAUCAAGUAACUACUCUGCAUACAAAUUGUUCCAGCGAGUCCGCCGACAUUAGUGUUGUAUAGGUGUCGUGAAACCCCAUUAAAAGACAAGCCUAAAUGUUGUAAUCUCGACGGAUAAGCCGUUUGUGGUAGAUUUGUGCGCGCGGCCCACUCGCGGUAAGACUAAUGCUGGUUUUCUAUAUUCAAUCCUAAUCCAAAUCCGUCCGUCAAAUGUCAAAUUUCAAUAGGUUUUUGGUCAAAAUAUUU
Messenger RNA from Ostrinia furnacalis (Asian corn borer), 3879 nucleotides. Its product is annotated as tyrosine-protein phosphatase CDC14 homolog. The record is from RefSeq and is a predicted model, not a curated record. Gene Ontology annotation, biological process: protein dephosphorylation. NCBI's taxonomy places the organism in Eukaryota, Metazoa, Arthropoda, Insecta, Lepidoptera, Crambidae. The transcript is spliced from 9 exons.